Diospyros lotus (date-plum) is the source of this 2769-nucleotide messenger RNA. RefSeq lists its product as uncharacterized. The transcript has 16 exons. Bases 48 to 2456 code for a protein of 802 amino acids. Lineage: Eukaryota; Viridiplantae; Streptophyta; Magnoliopsida; Ericales; Ebenaceae. The record is from RefSeq and is a predicted model, not a curated record. Gene Ontology annotation, molecular function: S-adenosylmethionine-dependent methyltransferase activity.
CCUAGUCUCCACAGAAGAAGCCCGUCGGCAGGAGAAAGAUCAAGAAAAUGGGGAAGAAGACGGGGCAGGAAGAAGAAGAGCUCCUGGAAACCCUAGGAGAUUUCACUCGCAAGGAGAACUGGGACAAGUUCUUCACCAUCCGGGGCCCCGACGACGCCUUCGAGUGGUACGCAGAGUGGCCGCAGCUCAGAGAGCCACUCCUCUCCCAUUUCCAUGCGCCCCAGGCGGCAGGGGAGGAGCCGUUGUCGUCGUCUUUGCAGAUUCUCGUCCCCGGUUGUGGCAAUUCCCGGCUUUCCGAGCACCUCUACGACGCUGGCUUUAAAGACAUUACCAACAUUGAUUUCUCGAAAGUUGUAAUCUCCGACAUGCUCAGGCGGAACGUGCGCUCACGCCCCGGGAUGCGGUGGCGUGUCAUGGAUAUGACUGGCAUGCAAUUUGCGGAUGGGACAUUCGAUAUUGUCCUUGAUAAGGGAGGAUUUGAUGCCCUGAUGGAGCCUGAGCUUGGAGCUAAGCUAGGGGAUCAAUAUUUAUCAGAGGUGAAAAGAGUUCUGAAAUUUGGGGGGAAAUUUGUAUGUCUCACCUUGGCAGAAUCUCAUGUUUUGGGUCUGCUUUUCCCCAAGUUCCGUUAUGGGUGGAAAAUAAGUCUUCAUGCCAUACCUCAGAAGCCAUCUGAUAGACAUAAUCUACAGACCUUCAUGGUGAUCGCUGAGAAAGAGAAAUCUACAGUAGUACACCAGAUAUGGUCAGCAAUUAAUCAGUCUUCUCUUGAUUAUCAUGGGAAUCAGGCACAUGGGCUUUAUGAAGCGCUUGAAAUUGAGAACCAUAUUCGUGUGGAAUACUCCAAUGGUUCUGAUAUAUUGUACUCACUUGAAGAUCUGCAACUGGGAGCCAAAGGAGAUCUGUCAGAGCUUAGUCCUGGUCGGAGGGUCCAGCUUACUCUGGGUCAACAGGGGAACUCACGUUUCUGUUACAGAUCUGUACUUCUUGAUGCUCAACCGAAGUCCAGUCCUUUCUUAUAUCAUUGCGGGGUUUUCCUUGUACCUAAGGCUCGGGCUCAAGAGUGGUUGUUCUCUUCGGAAGAUGGACAAUGGAUGGUUGUUGAAAGUGCCAAGGCAGCUCGUCUGAUAAUGGUUAUAUUGGACUCCAACUACAGUACUGUUAGCAUGGAUGAUAUUCAGAAAGAUCUUUCUCCUCUGGUUAAACAGUUGGCUCCACGAACAGAAGACAGUGGAGCUCAAAUUCCGUUUAUGGCAGCAAGUGAUGGGAUCAAGCAACGGAAAAUUGUUCACCAGGUAACAUCUCCAUUGACUGGACCAAUCAUUGUUGAUGAUGUGGUCUAUGAAAAAGUUGAUGGCAAUUUCAAUAAUCUUUUUCCAUCCAAAGAUUUGGUGUUCCGUCGCCUUACAUUUCAAAGAAUGGAGUGUUUGGUGCAAUCUGAAGCUUUGCUUACACAAGAAGGAUCUCAGAAAAUUCUUUGUGAAACAGAGCAGAAGAAACCCCGAUCAUCUUCUAAGUCAAAGAAGAGAGGAAACCAGAGAAAAAUUGAUUAUAAAGCAUCUCUAAAUAAUGAAUUGUGGGAAUAUCUGAAAGUUGAUCACAACUAUUUGGCUAGUUCAUAUCAUACUGGAAUAGUUGCUGGGUUCAUGCUGAUUUCUUCUCAUUUGGAGAGUGCAUCAUCAACUGGAAUAAUGGUCAAAACUGUUGUAAUUGGUCUUGGUGCUGGGUUACUUCCUAUAUUCCUCCAUAGAUGUCUGCCUAUUCUGUAUAUUGAGGUGGUGGAGUUAGAUCCCGUGGUUCUAGAUCUUGCAAGGGACUACUUUGGUUUCAGGGAAGAUAGUCAUUUAAAGGUGCACAUCACCGAUGGUGUUCAAUUUGUUAGAGGAGUUGCAAAUUGCAACAGAGCGGAUGAGCUCAUUACUAGACGUGGGAAUGAUGACACCAUCUGCAACAUGGGACCCCCUUCCUCAAAUGGUAGCUACACUAAAACAGAUGCAGAAGGCAAAGGGACUAAUAGUAUCGACAUACUCAUUGUUGACGUGGACUCUGCAGACUCUAGCUCAGGCCUAACCUGCCCUGCUUUGGAUUUUGUGGAAGAGUCCUUUCUAUCUACCGUAAAGAAUUCACUUUCUGAGCAAGGUCUCUUUGUUAUUAAUUUGGUCUCAAGAUCCUCAGCAGUCAGGGAGAUGGUUAUUUCAAGGAUGAAAAUGGUGAGAAAAGACAUACUUUCACGGGGAAAUAUUCCCCUAAAACAUUUGUUUGUAUUUGGCUACCUUUUUCAGAUUCAGCUGGAAGAAGAUGUGAAUGAAGUUCUUUUUGCUCUUAAUACAAGUAGUCAUUUCAAGGAGGGUUGCCUCGAGGAAGGUUCUUGUCGCCUGGAGAAACUCCUUAGGUCUAAAAACCCAGAGAGAAGCCAAAGCAUUAUAGAUGCCACUAAGAAGAUAAAGUAUCUAGGGUGAGGAACUUGAAGGGGGUACGUACCUAUGUGGUGCAACAAGCAUGAUGGCAUAUGUAUAAAUAUUUAUAUUGUACACUUAUUAUGGUGCCAGGGUGGGUGGGUGGGCCUAGAAUGAUUGAUAAUUCAUACAAGGAUUUCUCUCAUUCAUUCAUAUAUGAAGCCAAAGUUAACUUUUGCCUCUGAAUAUUAUGAGAGUCCAAGAGAGUCACAGCAGGAGCAGGAGGGGGAGGGGGCCAUAUUAUGUAUGUUAGCAAGGGCCCAACCCCAACCCCAACCCCAACCCCAACAUUCCUCUUAAUCAGAAGAUAUCUACA